Messenger RNA from Chrysochloris asiatica (Cape golden mole), 1716 nucleotides. It is a transcript of the gene ADRA1D, whose product is annotated as adrenoceptor alpha 1D. Gene Ontology annotation, biological process: phospholipase C-activating G protein-coupled receptor signaling pathway; positive regulation of cytosolic calcium ion concentration; adenylate cyclase-activating adrenergic receptor signaling pathway. Gene Ontology annotation, molecular function: alpha1-adrenergic receptor activity. Gene Ontology annotation, cellular component: membrane. The record is from RefSeq and is a predicted model, not a curated record. The coding region runs from base 1 to 1716 and encodes 571 amino acids. Lineage: Eukaryota; Metazoa; Chordata; Mammalia; Afrosoricida; Chrysochloridae. The transcript is spliced from 2 exons.
AUGACUUUCCGCGACCUCUUGAGCGUCAGUUUCGAGGGACAUCGCCCUGACAACGGCUCUGGGGGCGCCGGCUCGGGUGCCGGCUCCGGCGGCGCGGGCAGCGCUGCCACUUCGGAGAGCCCGGCAGUGGGCAGCGUGCCCGGGGCCGCGGGCGGAGGCAGCAGCGUGGUGGGUGCGGGCGGCGGCGAGGACAACGGCAGCUCGGCCGGGGAGCCGGCGGGCGCGGGCGCGGGCGGCGAGGUGAACUGCACGGCGGCCGUCGGGGGACUGGUGGUAAGCGCGCAGGGCUUGGGUGUGGGCGUCUUCUUGGCGGCCUUCAUUCUCACCGCCGUGGCGGGCAACCUUCUUGUCAUUCUCUCGGUGGCCUGCAACCGCCAUCUGCAGACGGUCACCAACUAUUUCAUCGUUAACUUGGCAGUGGCCGACCUACUGCUGAGUGCCACAGUACUGCCUUUCUCUGCUACCAUGGAGGUACUAGGCUUCUGGGCCUUCGGCCGCGCUUUCUGCGACGUAUGGGCCGCCGUGGACGUGCUUUGCUGCACAGCCUCCAUCCUCAGCCUCUGCACCAUCUCCGUGGACCGGUAUGUGGGCGUGCGCCACUCGCUGAAGUACCCGGCCAUCAUGACGGAGCGCAAGGCGGCCGCCAUCCUGGCGUUGCUUUGGGUAGUAGCCCUUGUAGUGUCGGUGGGGCCACUGCUAGGUUGGAAGGAGCCGGUUCCCCCAGACGAACGCUUCUGCGGCAUCACUGAGGAAGCAGGCUACGCAGUCUUCUCCUCGGUGUGCUCCUUCUACUUGCCCAUGGCCGUCAUCGUGGUCAUGUACUGCCGAGUGUACGUGGUCGCGCGUAGCACCACGCGCAGCCUCGAGGCGGGCGUGAAGCGUGAGCGGGGCAAGGCCUCCGAGGUGGUGCUGCGCAUCCACUGUCGCGGAGCGGGCACUGGUACCGACGGGGCGCACGGGGGACGCAGCGCCAAGGGCCACAACUUCCGCAGCUCUCUCUCAGUGCGCCUACUCAAGUUCUCCCGCGAGAAGAAGGCGGCCAAGACCCUGGCCAUUGUCGUGGGCGUCUUCGUACUUUGCUGGUUCCCCUUCUUCUUCGUCCUGCCGCUUGGCUCCCUGUUCCCACAGCUGAAGCCAUCGGAGGGCGUCUUCAAGGUUAUCUUCUGGCUCGGCUACUUCAACAGCUGCGUGAACCCGCUCAUCUACCCCUGUUCCAGCCGCGAGUUCAAGCGCGCCUUUCUCCGCCUCUUGCGCUGCCAAUGCCGUCGGCGCCGACGCCGGCGCCCCCUCUGGCGCGUCUACGGCCACCACUGGAGGGUCUCCACAGGCGACCUGCACCCCGACUUGGCCCCCAGCCCUGGCGCCGCGCCCCCCGGGGCCCCACUAGCCCUCACCGUGCCCCCUUCCCCUAGCUCACCGGGCAUGCCCGAGACAUCGGCUCCGACAGCGGGUGGGCGGAAGCCUCCCUGCGCCUUCCUUGAGUGGAGGCUGUUCGGGCCCUUCCGGAGGCCGACCACCCAGCUGCGUGCCAAGGUCUCCAGCCUAUCGCACAAGAUCCGCACUGGGGGCGCUUUGCAGCGUGCUGACACGGCGUGCGCCCUGCGCACAGAGGUGGAGGCUGUGUCCCUGGGCGUCCCCCACGACGUUGUUGAGGGAGCCGCCUGUCAGGUCUACGACUUGGCGGACUUCAGCAACCUCCGGGAGACUGAUAUUUAA